Molecule: messenger RNA, 8495 nt
Organism: Phascolarctos cinereus (koala)
Lineage: Eukaryota; Metazoa; Chordata; Mammalia; Diprotodontia; Phascolarctidae
Gene: PAQR9
Product: progestin and adipoQ receptor family member 9
Cellular component (GO): membrane
Molecular function (GO): signaling receptor activity
Source: RefSeq, a predicted model, not a curated record
GCCUCAGGUAUUGUUCACCUGCAACAGCAGAGACGGCUGGGGUCGGGAGGCACCCGGGCGGGGAGGCGGAGAGGAGGCGCCGCGCCCGAGGGGCGGGCAGCAUGCCGCUGCGGCUCCAGCCCCGGGGUGCGGGGACAAAGAGCGCCGCGGCGUCCGCCGCCCCUCCGGCCGCCUCCUCGUCGUCCUCCACAGCGCUGACCGCGGAGGCGACAGCGGCAGCACCUUCGCCCCACGCCUGCUCCACCCCACCGUCUCCGCCUCCCGCCCCCCGCGACCCCGCGGCGGGGCCGAAGCCGCUGCUGCGCUGGGACGAGGUGCCCGACGACUUCGUGGAGUGCUUCAUCCUGUCGGGCUACCGUCGGCUGCCGUGCACGGCGCAGGAAUGCGUCGCGUCGGUGCUCAAGCCCACCAACGAGACUCUCAACUUCUGGACGCACUUUAUCCCGCUGCUGCUGUUCCUGAACAAGUUCUGCCGCCUCUUCUUCCUGAGCGGCCGCGAUGACCUGCCCUUCCACCACCCGUGGCUGCUGCCGCUCUGGUGCUACGCGUCGGGGGUGCUGCUGACCUUCGCCAUGAGCUGCACGGCCCAUGUGUUCAGCUGCCUGUCCCUACGCCUGCGUGCCGCCUUCUUCUACCUGGACUACGCCUCCAUCAGCUACUACGGCUUCGGCAGCACCGUGGCCUACUACUACUACCUGCUGCCGGGGCUCAGCCUGCUCGACGCUAGCGUCAUGACCCCCUACCUGCAGCAGCAGCUGGGCUGGCACGUGGACUGCACGCGGCUCAUCGCGGCCUACCGCGCGCUCGUGCUGCCCGUGGCCUUCGUGCUGGCCGUGGCAUGCACCGUGGCGUGCUGCAAGAGCCGUAGCGACUGGUGCACAUACCCGUUCGCGCUGCGCACUUUCGUGUUUGUCAUGCCGCUGAGCAUGGCCUGCCCCAUCAUGCUGGAGAGCUGGCUCUUCGAUCUGCGCGGGGAGAACCCCACGCUCUUCGUGCACUUCUACCGCCGCUACUUCUGGCUCGUGGUAGCCGCCUUCUUCAAUGUGAGCAAGAUUCCUGAGCGCAUCCAGCCGGGCCUCUUCGACAUCAUUGGCCACAGCCACCAGCUCUUCCACAUCUUUACCUUUUUGAGCAUUUACGACCAGAUGCACUACGUAGAGGAGGGGCUGCGGCAAUUCCUCGAGGCGCCGCCCUCCUCGCCCACCUUCUUGGGCACGGUGGGCUACAUGAUCCUCUUGGUGGUCUGCCUGGGCUUGGUCAUCAGGAAGUUCCUCAACGUGUCCGACCUUUGCAAGGAGGACUGAGGCAGAGAGAGAGAAGAGAAAAAGGAAAAAAGACGACUGCUACACCUGCCAGGUGGUCGGGCCACCCCUCCUGGCCCUGGGUUGGGAGUUUUGGUUUGGGGCUUCUUGGUCUGUCAGGUUUGGCUUCGUUUCCUCUCCUCCCUUUCCUGGAGAGGAUGCUGAAAAACCAUAGAGGGUAGGAGAGGAGAAUUUUCCCAUCAUUGGACCCCAAGCCCCUCACCCAAGCGUUUGCAUGGCCAUUAACUGACCCCGAGAGGGGGAGAGCAGGAGGGCAAGAGGAAGCAAUCUAGUGACCUAGGCCACUGGGCAAAAUAAAUGUUCGUGUAAUGGUUAAGGAAAAACAAAACAAAACAAAAACGCACACACACACAAAUGACAGCUUUGUGAUUUCUGGGGUCAUUGGGAUUUUAUCUUUUCUUUAAACGCACAACUUGCUUUUAGGAAAGGGCCAGGGAGCGCUAGUCCCCUGGAUUGGGAUCACUUAGGAAGUAAAGGAAAGUCGAUGAUCAUUUUAAAACCCACUAUAGUUUGAACCCUCUUGGGCUCUAUAAAAAGAGUACUUUUUGUUGAAAAGGAGCCCAGUAACUUAAUUAACCCUGAUGUUUUAAUCUGCUAGAAAAUGCAUGGAAAUGUGAGCACAAGUUUAAUUAUUUCAAUGUGUUGAUGAAUUGUUAUUUAAAUAAUAUAUAAUGCACAUAUAAUAUAUAUAUGCAAUGAUUAUUUCAUAUGUUUUUUUUAAUCAACUGUGUGGAAAUAUUUUCAGAAUAAGCACCUGAAAUUUUCUUUUUGGGGAAGUUGGGAGGGGUAAUUGUUAUUUUGAAAUCUCAGCCCUUGUGCAUUAUAUACACUGGAAUUGGGUUGGAAGGCAAAUUGAUUGACAGCUGUUGCCUUUUUAUACAGUGUUUUUCUCGAGGACCACAUGUAUGUGUGAUGGUAUAGCUGUGACUUAUUCUCUCAUAGAGAAUGUGAUCCAAGGAUGGGAGAAAAGCUAGAGUGGUUUGUAUAACUCGGAAUGCUGGACAUCCUCUCACUCAUUUAGUUUUUGCUUGGUCCCUAUUUGAUAGGGCUCCACAAAUCCCACCCUGACUAUUUUCAUCUUUAUCCUCCUUAAUUCAGUUGCCACUGGAUAAAUGUGCCUUUUGAAGCAGUGCCCAAAUGUCUGGUCCUCAAAUCGGAUGGAUCUGUUUGCCUAGCUGUAGGAGAAAGCCUUGUUUGGGUGGUUACUGAAAGUCAGGGUUUAAUAUUUCAUCCAUGAAUGAAGAAAGGUGGGUCUGGUUGUGAUUUUUGUGGUAUGAAUUGCUUGCUUAGCCUCAUCUUCUGAAAUACUCUGCAUGUAAAGUUGUGCAUGGAAAUUCAACUAAGAUUGCUGGUGCCACUAUUAUUCCUGACAAGCAGCCUUGGGGGAGAACCAAUGAGAGUGUUUCAAAUUGAUGCAACCCUUUGUUUUAAAAAUUCAGUAAGGGAAGACAUAAUUCAAUUCCAGCUAUCAGGAGACAGACUCCAUCAGCUAUAAUUGAGAAAUUUGAGUUAAAAUAGGAUUUAGCUUUGUGAUGGGAGGUCAGCUGCCCUCUUGCUGCCAUCAGAGGUUCAGAUCUUUAGAGGAUAGGUCAGUCUUAGGAAAUUACUAAUGGUGCCCUCUUCAGUCAUUUGGAAAGUUCCUGUACUUGACUUAUACUAACAAUUCAGGUUGGAUCAUCUUUUUGGGGACAUUUUUGCCUAAUCAUUUUUGCACUUGAGCACAAUCUAGUGGGGCUAUUCAGAUACUUCUCAAAGGUCAACUAGGUGACUUGAAAUGGGGGGGGGGGAGAAAGACUGUUUGAAUUGUAGCAUCAUUAUGGCGUUUAUAGACAUGCACCAAACAGUAAAAGUAGAGAGAGGAGUGACUUCUUUGGAACUAGAGAGAUGGUGCUUUUAAAAGGGGCUGAAAGUACUACUCUUUUUGUAAACAGAGAGGUGUAUCACAAUUCCCUGGAGGAAAUAGCAUCCCAGUUGAUUUUUGUGUAUUUGUUUGCAUAUGAAAGCUAAAUUUAUAUUUAUAUGUUUAUAUUUAAUGUAGGAUCUUUUACUGGAAUUCAUUGCAAGAGUAUUGAUUGAGUACCAGUUCAUACUUUGGAAAACUCAAGCAGCAUGACCAUUAAGCUGCUUUAAAAUAAUUUGUACCUCCAAGCUCUGUAGGACAGUACUUUUGUAUCCAAGGAGCCUAUGGAAAUAGCCACUCCUAUAUGCAGACUUAUUUGUUUAUGAAUGGUGUCUGUUCUGGUACCCCAAUGAAUGUUUCUUUGGGGUGCUGAAAUUAUCCUAUGACCCUGAUUUUUGAGGGGAGCUGUGGCACUGAUUCUGAGCUGUUAGCAUAUAGACAUCUAAAGGUGGAUCUGCUUUUUGUGGGGAGUGGGGCCUUUUUCACCUUCCUGGUGGUCAUCUCCUUAAUUCUCAGAGGAGAACAUUUAAACCCAAAGACACAACUCCUUACAACUCUCUUUCUCCUCUCUCUUUGUCCUUAUGAUAGAGGGGCCACUUAAGGAUAAAAUUAUACCCCUAUCAUUUUCAAGUGAUUAAUGUUGCGUGAGCCCUGUAAGAUGACACACUUUUCCCUGUGAAAGGUUCAGCUCAAAGUAUGUCACUGAGAAAAUACUAAUCUCCUACUUUUUCUUCCUUUCCUCUUUCCUCAUUUUCCUUCUUGGUUCAAACUCAGACUUUCUGUAAUAUGUAUAGGGGGAAAGGGAUAGUAGACAUUGGAAAUAGAAUGAAUGUUCACUAAACUGACUUCACAUUACAUAAACAUGUUAGGUACAUUUGAGUUAUAAGACCAGGAAUGAUCCAUCAGAUAAUUUUUAUAUUAUUUACUGAGUUUUUUAUGGUUUGUGCUGACAUAAAUGAUGGUAUGGUAGAAUCCAUCAAUAUUUUCUUACUACCUACAUUCACGUGGGACUACUAGACAGAACAGAACUAACACACCACAAUCAGAAGAGGUGACUUUUCUGACACAAUUUCUUAAUUGCCCCUUUGCCCUGUCCAUUGUUUAAAAUGAGUUUAUUUUUGGAGACUGGUUACGUCUCCAUGGCAUCCAACCUUAGUUGUGAAGUGAAGAAAAAGAGACUAAAUAAGAAAAUAGUUUUUUUAAAAAAUAUAGUCUGCAUAAAUUAUUGUAGCAAUAGAAUGAAGCACAUUAUAUAAUCCAUUUUAUUUUUUACUUGUUAGUCCUGAACAGGAUUCCAUUUCAAGGAGCAAUGUCACAAAGUCAUGACUGGCAUGUAAAAAUAAAUGUGAUAUUUUCCAUUGGCCACAUAACAUUUUCUAUAUAUAUCCCAGCAGGAGUAUAUGGUGCUGGCCUCUCCAAAGCUGUGCGUAGAAUGUUAUUUCCAUUCAUAAAUAGUGCCUGUAAACUGAUGAUUCAUAAUGUAUUCUCAAUUAAAAAAACUUUAGGCCCCGCCAAAUCAAUAUGCUAUUUCAUGAGAAUCAUUUCUAGGAAUAUAAAAUGUUUAAGAAUGAUGCUAAUGGAGAUGAUUUUUUUAAACUUUUUUAUUUUUAUGACUUUUUGCCAGAGGAUUAGAUGUUGAUUGAAGGGGUAACAUCAAGCAAUAAUUAAUAGCACUUUUCAUCUCUAGGCUUCUUAUUAACUAGAUGGAUUAAUUUGCACAAAAUUACCAGUAAAAGAUAAUCCAUAGGUAUUAUCUCAAUGUUAGGGUCAUACAGCUUGUCCAAGCCCACAGGACUACUUUUCCAAACUAAUAUUUUGAAUUUGACGUCUUGUGAGUUCCCAUUGUGGAUUUUAUGCACGUGUCAAAAUACUUAGCUAUGAUCAUUUAUCCAUUCAUUCAGAUACCAAGUAGUGUUUGUUUUUUUUUUUAAACACUGAUUUAAAAGUCAGGGACAGCAGUCGAUACAUACAUAUAACCAUGUUGAAUAGUUGACAAAAAUCCUCCAUAAAUAUCUCUCUGCUAUAUGUUAUUUUAUUGUAGAUUGCUUCCCCCCCCCCUUUAGGGUAUGCUACUGGCUAUGUUUUUUAUUCAUUCAACAAGCACUUAUUGAGCACCUACUAUGUGCAAGGUCUUGUUUUCACAUGAAUUUUUGGGAAUCCAGCCAUUCUUACUCUUUCUCCACCAAUCCCCCCUUCUCACACAUUUCUCAGCAAGUUGGUUUUUGGUGCUAAUGGCUCUGAAGGAAGCUUUUACUUACAGUACAGUUAAAACUACACCCUUAACCCAUGCCCACUGUGGUCAGUUAAGCCAGAAUGUUUCAUGCUGCUCUCUGGUGUCAGGAAUGGGGCAUCUACUACAGCCUUGUGAAAAAUUCUGCUUUCCCUGAACGCUACAAUUCACUUCGGCCCGAAAGCUUCAUGUUGCCAGGCCAGCGUACAUUUUCACAAUUAGAGAUCCUGCAUGGUUUCAUCCAAACACAGAGAUAAGGCGAAGGGUACAGACAAAUUUUUGAAACUCUAGUUUGAAAAAUCCAGUAACUAUUCAUUUUGGAGAUGUUGACGGCAUACCGAGCAUUAUAUAGUUUAUACUGAUUGCCUAAAUUGUGUUAAUGUUAUUUUGGAUAUGAGCUACACCAGUGUACAUGGUUUGUGUCCCUUUCUUUUAAGGUUCUUGCCAUAGACUGCCAUUGAAAGAAUUCUUGGAAAAAAUCGAUCUUUGUGGGGGAUUUGGAAAAUAAAAAAAAAGAGAAGGAUAGAUUCUUACUGAAAUUAGAAAGCUGCUUAAUGAAAAGAACCAGCAUUUGGGCUUCAGACACCGGCCAGAAGCAGCCGAUAUUAUGGAAGGAAGAGCCAUGAGCAUUUUUGCCUGGAUUGUUAAGUUUGUACCCAGAAAGUCAUGUUGCUACCCAGAUGAACACGCAAGGGUCCUCACUGAAACACUGUCCCACCACAGUCCACUUCCCCACUGCUCCCCAGUGUGUCUUCUACUUGUUGUGACCAGAUUUUGUUUUUUGAAUCUGUGAGCAAAGUGGGAAAUUCAGGGUGCUUCUUUUACCAGUGGACAGCCAAGAGAGCUCACUGAGCUACCAAUAGUGGCGCUAUCUGAACUUUGGAGACCAGGAUUCUGGGUGCUCCGAUUUCCAUGUUUGCAACAGAUGCCAAUAGACGAGCGCGUGCAGACCAUAAUCACUCAUUUCUGUUUGCUCUCUAGUUUAAAUGGAAGGGACAGUGGUUUAUUCCGGUUUGUAGAAAUGCUUCAUCUGAUGUGUUAUAAUAUAUCCUCUUCUUUGCAAUGCAUGAGCCCCCCACUGCUGUAUGUUAUGUAUCAUUUCUCUAAGCCAUUCCAGGCAUGGCAUUUCUCAAGGAUACUUAGAUUUCUUGAAUGUGUGAAAACACCAAGCCAAUUUCUUCAUGCCUUAUAGCACCACCCAGCACAUGCAAUAACCACCCACGUAGGUGCAUGUUGUGUCUUACGGAUUACUUUAACUAUGUUAUUCAGAAUGUCCUGCUAUUAGUGGUGUAUUAUCUCAUCGAGAGAUGGAUGACCACUACUGUUAAUAAACGUUUCUAUAGGACAUAUAAUAUCCAUUUCUCUUUGCAGAACCCACCUCUACAUAGAAAGAAUAACGUUUUUAAUCAGCUAAAUGCAAAAAAAAAACCACAAUGAAAAUAGGGAAAUUUUUUUUAAAGGAAGUGUUUUCAUUUUAUAAAAAAUUCAAGUUUGUAAUAGUAAUUAGUUUGUGAAUAAUUCACUUUUACACAGAGGUGAGGCUUAGCUUCUUAAAAUGCUCAUCUUUGUCCUGGGCAUUUAAUCAUUUUUAACUCAUUUGAAUGAUAAUGACCUAUAGGUCAGUGCUUUUUUCUUAAAUACUAUGUAAAUAGUAUGUUAGGGAAGGGUAAACUUAAAAAGAAAAAAAAACCGGGCCAGAUUUUGCUCUUUAUAUGUAGCAAGACCCAAAAGUCUUUUUUUUUUUAAAUUCUGAUGGGAAACAUCAUUAAAUUUAUACAACAAUCACCACCCCUAGCCAGCCCUCCUUUCUGCCAGUCUUUCAUUCUUUCUGGAGGUCAUUAAUAAAAUUAUUCCAGACAGGCAACUGAGUUUAAAAUAAAACUGUAUCAGUAGAGAGGCACACUCCAUUUUCAUGGUGCCUAUAGCCACAAUUAAUGAUGUAGCCAGGCAAAACUGACUGGACAGGGUGGUUCCGCUGGCAUUGCUGACUUCUACAUUUCUGUAGCCUCCUGUUAUGAGGGUGGGAAGUAGGGAGAAAGGGGAGUUAGGAAACAUCCGAUAUGUGUUUUGACUUCACCUAUAUCUGAGAUGGAAGUGACACUGAAGCUGGCAUUGCUUGCAUUAACCAUGUAAGAGCUCCUACCCCAGAAAACUGCCCUCCAUGGUGGCAUUCAUUCACAUCUGAUGGGGAAGCACCAGAAAUGCAUAGCUCUAUUCAACUCUGAAGGUAAAUCAUGAUGGACAACUUGAGGGCUUGGAUGAUAAGUAUUUGGGCCUUUAAAAACCAUCUGCCUUACAAGGUUCAUUCAUCUCUAAACUAAGACCUUAACUGAGAUUGCCAUUCUAGACUUUAUAAGUAAGAAUGUACAACCAGCAUGUACCCCUUUUUAUAGUAAGGGGAUUAAUUGAAGGGCCACUGUUCAUCUUUUCUCAGGUGACAUACAGGAUGGGAGGGGGGGGCUUUGAUAAUGACCAAAUAGUACGGACCUCCAUAUUUCAGUAUUUUUUUUUAGCACAUUUUGAUAGUGAUUACAGAGGAAGAUGGGGGGGGGGGAUGAGUAAAGGUUGAGGCAGGAAUGAAGAGAGAUUGAUUUUUUUCCCCAUUGCUUGCUAGAUGACCAUAAUUUUUCCAGGGAAAACCCCUGACUCUAGCCAUCAAUAAAUCUAGUAAAUUUCGCCCUAAAGGGCCAUGUUUAACUAACUGGGAAAGACCUCUCAGGAUGUUUGAAGUUGUGUUACAAGUGGUCUGUGAUGCUAUUCCAAAUCAGUAGUGUGUAAAGGCAGAAAGAUCAUUAAUCACAACUGUUUUUUAAUCCAAUGAAUUACAUGCACCCAUCUAUAGAGAUAGAUGCCACUUUGGUCAGUUUUGUGCAUGCAAAAGCAAGACAAAAUUGUGAGUCAUUUCUGUUUUUUGGUUUGCUUUCAUUUUGUGUUCUGAGAAAUUUGUUCUUUGUGGUCUUGAAUGCUGAAAUCUGUUUAAAAAAAACUAUGCAUUUUUAGCUGAAAGACAAAUAUAUGAAUAAAGUUGUUUCUAAGCAUAAUA